This is a messenger RNA of Lachancea thermotolerans CBS 6340, 4734 nucleotides long. RefSeq names its product KLTH0E06380p. NCBI's taxonomy places the organism in Eukaryota, Fungi, Ascomycota, Saccharomycetes, Saccharomycetales, Saccharomycetaceae. Gene Ontology annotation, molecular function: protein binding. The record is from RefSeq and is a predicted model, not a curated record. Gene Ontology annotation, cellular component: mitochondrion; cytosol. The transcript has a single exon. Gene Ontology annotation, biological process: cell redox homeostasis. Bases 1 to 4734 code for a protein of 1577 amino acids.
AUGUCUCCUCUAUUACCAUCACCAGUCACAAGCCACACACUCAAGCUACCAGAACUUGAUCCGCAGUCGCAAGUUUCUCUUUCGGAAUGUGAGAAAAAAGCUCGUACUCUAAGUUGCAGAACCGGUUCUGCUGUGGUCUUAGCAAGAUCAGCUAUUUUCGUAAAUGGCGGAUUCACAAUACCGCUAGACUUGGCGGAAGUGAACUCGAUAUCAAUUCAGAAAGAACUAAUACUGUAUUUCAGUCGCGAAAGCAAGUCCCCGGACAGCUUUCAGAACCUGAGUGAAUGGAUUAGUACAGAAACGUUUUUCCUGGAUUUGAUUUCCAGGACCUGGGAACGAGUGAUUACUGAAGAAGGCACAUCACCCAUAGUCGAAGGCUCAGAGAAUAACAAAAGUGCGGUAAUGAGGGAACGGGUUUUCCACUCCAUAUGCCACCAUGACGGUCACCUUUACAUAUUUGGGGGUCUUGUGGUUUCUUCACAGUCUGACUAUGAACUUAUUGCAUCUAACGAGCUGUGGUCCCUGGAUCUCGAGACGAAGACGUGGUUGCGACUUAGCAGCGAUCCAUCGAUCACUCGCCGCUUCAAUCAUAGCAUGCACCUUGUGCCAGGCAAUGACGAAAGCGAGGAUACACGGAUCUACAUUGUGGGCGGCCUCAAUAAAUUUGAUCGUCCCGUUCAUGUUGUGGACUGUUUCAACUUAACACAGCAAAGGUGGGAGUUCGCUGAUGAUGAACCUGACCACGGCAACAGGCCAGAAAUUAUCACCAACAUCAACGGACAAAACACUCAUCUGGUAAAAAAUUCAGGCUUUUCAUUGCUCCUCAGAGACCAAAUUUCUGAUGAGCCUUCCAUUGCGAUGUAUAACCCCAGCGACGACGGCUCUGGUGAUAUUGUGAACCCCUUUGUAGCACAGCCAUUGGUUCCUGGCUCAAGAGGCCAAAGAAUGAUGUCUUUUCAAGGCUAUAGCUCAAGUGAGAAACAAAGCUUUGAAGUGCCUUUUAACUUACAGCAUGCUUCUGGUGACUACUUUGGAUACAAUAUCAUACUUUCAGGAUUCCACCCAGAUGUGCAACCGGAGAAUUUCCGCUGCUUUACUUAUAACAUCCCAACUGGGAAAUGGACCGAAAUUAAUACCAUGAGCGAUGACCCAUCUGGCGCCACUCCUAGGCUCUGGCAACUCUUCGUGUGGCAUUCACAUCACAAAGUGGUGUUUCUAGGAACCAGAGGAAAAGGGAACCAUCUACCAAGCGUGCAAAAGUUUGAUACCUUGCUAUGCAUAGCCUUGCCCAUGAUCAAUGUCUUCCACAAAGCGAUGCACUACGCUCAGGGGACACGAGGCAAAAGUGCAGCAAGCUCUGAACAACUGACUCUAGGUCAUGAAGGAUUUGAAGGAUACUCUCGUUAUUCUGCGCCACCCCUAGAAAUCACAACAAUCGGGUCUGUUUUUCCUUCUCAUGCUAUGGCUCUAGGAAAAGACUCACUUGAAUUUUAUGGACAGCACUUAUCAGAUUUUGAGAUUGUCACGGAAGAUGGAGAUUCUGUCAGGGUACCGAUGUAUUUGCUGAGGAAAAGGUGGGGCAGAUAUUUCGACGAGGUGCUAAGUCAGGGCUACGUGAAAGCUAUCAAAGAUUUCGAAAACCAGAACCGCCACAAUGAGUUUGCGAAACUUUCCUACGAUUCGUCUCAUCAUAACGUUUCAACGCCAACGACACAACAUUUUGGCAGCACUGGGUCAAAGGACGCUCCAGGUACCUCUUUAAAUGGGUCGUUCGAUGCUGGAAAUAGCAAGACUGAGCAAGUUCAGGUCAGCCAGCCGCUUUACCCUCUGGUAUCGAGAAAAUCUAGUCCCUUGUUCUUUGCUAACAAGUCCUCUCAGAACGAUAAGGCUGAAAAAAAUGAUAACGGAACUGCUGAUUCUAGAAAUGCGCCUGCAAUGCAUCAUUCAAAAUCCGACAGCUCAGCGAUAUGUUCGGCAAAUACGCUUUCUCAGUACUCAAAGGAUGCCCAAGAUACAGUUAAAGCUGAUUCUCAAACUUCACAAAACUCUAACAAGACCACCAGCUCUUCCGGUGGCAUGGUUUUUCGAUUGCCCUUCCAGGAGGCCAGUAACACAACCUUCUCGACUUUGGUUCCGCAUGCUAGCAUGCUUGAUUCAGGGCGCAGCGACGGCGGAGAUAGGCAUUUAGGGCAAUAUAAUCGCAGAAGAUCGUCGGCGUCCACGUCACUUCUAUUCGAUGUGGGCGGCCAAAAUUCACGUAGAGCAUCUCACCCUGCGGUUUUUAACAGUGAUGAGAGAUUUGCAAUCCCAGGCAUUCUUCAACAAUCCCAAAGCCCGUUUUGCUCACGGAAGGCUUCUGUUACUUCACAGAACAGCUCAAUAUCAUAUGUUAGCUCCACCUCUGAUAGAAUGGGGAACCCUGCGUACCGUCACAUGUCUCAAGACAGUGGGACAACAAACUCGACCUUCAAUUCUGUGGGAUCGCAGAUACCGCCACCACAGCCGAUGCCGAUGGAACCUGUACCCAUUCCGCCUCAGUCGCACCUCGAGAUUUCGAAUUGCCCACCUUCCGCAAAAAAUAGCCCAUUUUCAUCGAGAAGGUCAUCCUUGUACCACGAGCUGCUUCGUCCUGGACUGGCUUCAUCCGUGUCGCAAUCUAUUAUCGGAGUUCAGGGAAAUUCUGGUCUAGAAAGUGGUCCCUUAUAUGAGCCAGAUCCCCACUCCAUACACAAGCGUUCUAUGGAUAGACAAUUACUAGAAGACAAUCUCAUCGAUGUUGAGCUUGAAGGAAACUUUGGAAAUGUCUCUCAAAGAUACACAGCCACUAGGUGCCCGAAAGCGUCUAGAGAGGAUAGCUAUGGAAACACAUCAGUUCAUGUCGAAGGGGGUCGCCCCUCGUACUUUUCGACCGCAGAUAGCAAUUGCAGUGUUACAGGCACUAUAACGAACGAGUUAGAGCCUUUGCUUCUACCGAGGUCGCUUUACAUGCCAUGGCCUACAUCAACUAUAAGGUCUUUCACGGAAUUUUUUUAUACAGGCCAAGUCAACGGCAAGUGGCUUCUUUCACCUGUUGCCCUUAACUUGCUAGUAAUGGCCAAACUUUAUGAAAUACCCCUUCUUUAUGACCUCAUGUCUGAGGUAUUUUACUCUAUUUUAGGGAGGAAAGGGGAAAGCUUACUGACAACAGCCGAAGCUAUGAGACACGUUUUUGUCUCCAGUUUCUUAGCAAAACAUGAAGGAAAUGAAGAAACCGUCAAGCAACUGAAGGAAAAUUUCGUAUAUCAGGAAAUCCUUGACAUCGAGGACUCUUUGCGUUCUAUUGAUAACGGUCAUUUCAAUACACAUCUUUUAAGAGACUUGACAAGGCUGGGAUCAACAAGUAGCUCUGAAAGUGGGGAAAAAAUAACUUCCCGUGAAGGGAAGGAUGGUACAUCUCUAAAUGUUCCGAUUUUGUUUGCGGGUGGUCCCCGUGGCAGUCACAAUUCUGUAGGUUCGGUCGGGCUCCCGCCCAAUUUGGCUCUGUCUCCUUUCAAAGGAGCCCAGCCGAACAUUUCUCAACCUCAUAAGAAAUCAAGUCUAAGCAAAGAUGUUACCGCUGACCAACCCGAGAGAGUAAACCUUGAAGGUGUCAAUGGCACAAAAACUGUCACCUUGGAGAGAACCGAAAAAACGAAUCAAGAGAAUAAAGCCGAGAAAAUUGAACAGAUGAAGCUCAGUAACAUGUCUCAAAAUGAAUCAAGCGCCCUUUCAAACCAGGUUGCCGGAAUUAAAUCGCCAACUGGUGGCUGCGAGGGCGAGGCCGAGAAAGAGCCUGAAUAUAAUAUGAAGCAGGGCGAAAACAACAAGACUCUAGAAGACUCUACAUCAAGCUCCGAGUCGGGAGACAUAAGCGCAGGUUUCGGGCUGGCUUCAACUUCGAAAAUAGAGAAAAAACUGCGAAGAAGGGACUCUGAAAAGUCAAUUGACCCUCUAUCAAAACUAAGCGACUCUCGAAACUCGUCUCUGAAAAACGUUAUUCCCUACUUUAAGCAGGGCGAGAAGUACUUUAAAACAGACAAUUCACCACGUAAUGUGGAUACGUUGACACUGGAUAACAUGGCUUCGCCUAAUGCCCUUCCUCCGGUUGAUUACGUUAUUGAGUUAAUUCAUGAGACAGCAUCAUUAGUACACGAUGUUCGCCUUAUUGUUCGAUGCAUCAGCGUCAUCAAACUCUCAAAAGCUUUGAAAUCUUUGAAGCAGCAGCUCGAUCAUGAGUUUGCGAGUUUGAGCGAGGAGUUCCGAAGAGCCGAGACUCCCACUGAUACAACACCGCGAAGCCCAGGACCCGGGCUUAAAUCAGAUGGUGCUCCAACGUUAACUCCCACUACCUCCGUGGACAAAAUAACUAAGACCACCUCCAAUAUUAGUCUGGCUAAAAAAAUUUCAAAGCCAGGCACCCCAGAGUCAAACGCCCGGAAUCCUAACACGGAAGUUGCAAGUCGGUUUACCGUAUCAGAUCCGAACCUGGCGGACAAGAGCGACACCGCUUCAAUAAAUACGAAAAAUUCCAAGGCUUCUUCGAAACAGGCCAGAAUAAAGAAGGUUAACUCGCAUCUAGCGGGGAGCGGUUUAACAGGAGCAGCUUUGUUCAUGAGUGGUUCAUUUGCUCCUACUCCUAGCAAACCGAAGAAGGAGUCGUCGAGCAACAAUUUAAGCGCUAUGGGGGGCAUUCCUUUCUUCGGGAAAAGAAAAUGA